UGAUAAGGACAAAUCGCAUGGAGUGUUUACGUCCACACAGGCACAAGGAUGAUUUUCUAUAAAAAGGUAAAACUUUGGGGAGCGAGUUGUAUACGUCGCCAGCAGCUAACCAUGAUGGGUCCUCAAUCUUCGCUCCUAUUCCUCGCCGUGGGACUCGUCGCCACAACAGGCGUGGCUUCGAAGGACCCUCUGCUGGGUAUCAACCUGGCGUCCGGCGCGUCGGCCACCGUCAACAUUGGCACGGACUUACUACCAGGCCUAACAAGCAACGCGAAUGUUUUUGUCGGCCUGUGCGGCCGGUCGACGUGCUGCGUAGUUAGGCUGUCUGGCUACUACAACGGCCACCCUGGGAGGGUGGACACCAUCCUCAGUGAUUACAACAGCCUGUUUUCGCCAAGCUAUUGGAGUUAUGUGCAACAGGAGACGGACAAUACAAAACUGUCCUACUGGCUCCCCGAGAACGACACGGCCGUCCUCACCGUCUCCAACAACCACCAGACCUUCAAAGUCCAGAUGGCCGACGGCCUCUUCGGCAGGUCCUCGCGGUCGGUGACGGUGCAGUGUCGCCCGGACGAGACUCAGCUCCUCGUCCAGUCCGCCGGGGUGGGCAGUCACCAGAUCUUCAACAGGGAGGCAGAGCCGAAGCAGCUGAGAGGACCGAUGCUGACUUCCGGUGAUCAGGUCACCCUGUCGGUGCGCGUGCCCGCCAGCGGGUACAGCGCCUCGCUGUACGUGGGCUUGUGCACGGACCACGAGUGCGCCACCGUGGUCAUCUCGACCCCCUCCAGCGCGGGAAGCGGGAACCUCGCCUUCGGCAGCGGCAUCACCGUCUCCAACAACCCGACUGACGACUUUUCCGUCACUUACCAGUCAACGCCAGGGCGGGAGGCGUGGUCCUCGUCGGAGUACGACUUCUCGGUGGCGCUCCACCCCGACGGCCUCCUCCAGGUCUGGAUGCGGACCGACACCGUGGCGCAGGUGCCGCUGCCGGACGGCUGGAGCGGCCUGAGCCAGGGCCUCGUGCUCAAGGCCCAGCACUCGUACGGCACGCUCAGCUACUCCAGGGAAGGUGCGCUGGGGCCCAGAGCUCUGUGUGUGUGUGUGUUUUCAGGUACGAAGAGCAGGAGCGAGCUCCCCGCCCCCCGCUUCCCCGCGCCCAUCAGCUUCAGCGCGAAGCAACGCCGCACGGACUUCGCAGCGCCAUCCGCCGUGGAGCCGUCGUUCUUGAGCAAAUAACCAGUUGGGGUCGCUUCCCCAACACAGGGGCUGAGUGUGACGUCACGCACCUGACACCUGCACCGCCAACAAUCAUCACUGUACACUAGCAUCCGCACAUCCUUUCACCCAUCACAGAAAACAAAUAAAAUGGAACCUCCA
This is a messenger RNA of Frankliniella occidentalis (western flower thrips), 1377 nucleotides long. RefSeq lists its product as uncharacterized. The record is from RefSeq and is a predicted model, not a curated record. The transcript is spliced from 6 exons. The coding region runs from base 49 to 1236 and encodes 395 amino acids. NCBI's taxonomy places the organism in Eukaryota, Metazoa, Arthropoda, Insecta, Thysanoptera, Thripidae.